UACAUGGAGUAGUUUUUGAAGGUGACCCAUAACAUUUAGUUGAUUUAAGUUGAGCUGGCACUAGCCCGUUACUAAGAGGAGUGCGCGCGAACGAAAUAGGCAACGCUGAGAUGAACUCGGAUUGUGAAAAGCACGCGUCUCAUGCGCAUUGAUGGUCUCUCUCUCUCCUCUCUUCUUAUGUAUACAAAUAUUCUAGCUUCUUCUAAUUUCAAGUGUUACUCUGCUAGACUGCUAAUUGGGUUCAGCCACCUUAGUCUUCAAUCAGAUCAAUACAUAGAAUGGAGGGAUUGAGACCGCAAUCGACUGUGAAGGCGGCGAUUGUCUUCAUACUACUCGGAUCGAUUCUGUUCCGUUGUGUAUCGGCUGCUGCAACUGCAAAUCACUCCAUCGAUUGGGACCUUAACUCAAACCUCGAAGCUUGGACUGCCAACACUAUAUUUCACGUCGGCGAUUCUCUAGUAUUCUCGUACACUCCGGUCCACGACGUGGUGGAAGUGAAGCGAGAGGAUUACGAUGCAUGUGUGAUCUCACACCCAAUCAAAACCCACAACGAUGGGAACACAGUGGUGAAGCUCAACCAACAAGGAAGGAGGUACUUCGUGUGUGGCCGCCAAGGACACUGCCGAAUGGGCCUGAAGCUCCAUGUCGUAGUCCACCCCCGUGGCGCAGACCCUCGUUCAACUCCCCACCCAUGUGCUGCUCCGGAGGCUUUCUUCAUCAGUGUGUUUUGGUUGGUUAUCACCACCAUACUCAUCAUCUUUAUGCUAUCUCUGUUCUGAUUAAUAUGGCUUCCAUUCUUAUCUCUUGGUAUGUGCAUUGGUUACCAUAUAUAGUACUAUUGAUUCUAACCGAUCUACUGGUUGGUUUUGUUGGUAUCUUUGCAUAUGGAUCAUGCAUUGUGAUAUAUGAAAACAUAUAACCGUACUGCCUAUAUACAUGAAUACUAGAUAUAUGUGUAAAUGUCUUAGUGUUGAUAUAUCGUUUGUUUUUGUAAUUUUGUGACUAAACACUACUAUAUGUGCUAAUAAUGCGUGCUAUUAUAUGAUCAGUGAUCGUAUUACUUGUCUUUCAUUAUAUAACUGAUGAGAUCGUCAUGUGUUCUCACUUUGUAAAAAGAUAUUUCCCUUUUUUAAUGGGCGUGUAUGAAAAUGUCUGAAUAUUUUGUACA
Messenger RNA from Cannabis sativa, 1168 nucleotides. Its product is annotated as uclacyanin 1-like. The transcript is spliced from 3 exons. The record is from RefSeq and is a predicted model, not a curated record. Gene Ontology annotation, molecular function: electron transfer activity. Bases 279 to 779 code for a protein of 166 amino acids. Gene Ontology annotation, cellular component: plasma membrane. Lineage: Eukaryota; Viridiplantae; Streptophyta; Magnoliopsida; Rosales; Cannabaceae.